Molecule: messenger RNA, 1239 nt
Organism: Coffea eugenioides
Lineage: Eukaryota; Viridiplantae; Streptophyta; Magnoliopsida; Gentianales; Rubiaceae
Product: protein SENSITIVE TO PROTON RHIZOTOXICITY 2
Exons: 2
Coding region: 1-1239 (412 amino acids)
Biological process (GO): response to acidic pH; response to aluminum ion
Source: RefSeq, a predicted model, not a curated record
AUGCAUAACUCUCCCAGGAUGAUCAUCCAAGGGUCCUCCAAUUCUUGUUUUCGCAGUGGGCCACAAGGGAUAUCAAUUUAUGGUGUUUCUGAUCAAGAUGUUGUUUCUUCUUCUUCUAUUCAAGCUGCUACUUCAGCCCCGGAUACUCAUUCCAGUUCUUUCUUAUAUAAUCUGUCAAUUCUCAAAGACAAGGUUCAUCAGGUGCAAUCUUUGGCUAGCACGUUCAUUUCCUCUGAUCAUAAUCAACCUCCCGAGUCAACGCCCAUAGCUGUAGCUAGCAUGGGUACGUUGAUUCAAGAAAUUAUUAUUACUGCAUCCUCUAUGAUGUUCGCUUGUCAACAGGUGUCUCUUGGAGCUGGAGGGCCUUCAGGAAAUAAUAAUAGGACUAGUUCAAAUGAAUUGUACCACCACCACCACAGCCAGAGCCACGGCCACGGCCAUGGACACGGACACCACCACCAGCGUCAGGGUUUUUAUGCAAAUGAUGCGCUUGAUAAUUGGUAUGGUGACAGCUAUAAUACUAAUAAUUGUAGCACAAAUUAUACUAAUACUAGAACAAGUAGUGUUACGGUUAGCAACCAUAAUAAUGAAGUUGGAGUUGGAAGAAGGGAACUACUGUCUCAAAAAGGUGAAGCUAGCGGAGAAUUAGAGAAGCUUUCACCAAAAAGCUAUGAUAUUGUGGAAUUGGAUGCUGCUGAUUUAUUAGCAAAGUAUACACACUAUUGCCAAGUUUGUGGUAAAGGGUUCAAAAGGGAUGCCAAUUUGAGAAUGCAUAUGAGGGCUCAUGGGGAUGAAUACAAGUCUACCGCUGCUUUGAGCAACCCUCUAAAGAACAACUUGGGUGCUAAUGGAAAAGAUCAAGAAGGCUUGCCAAAAUUGCCUAGGAAAUAUUCAUGCCCCCAUGAAGGCUGCAGAUGGAAUAAGAAACAUGCCAAGUUUCAGCCCUUGAAGUCCAUGAUUUGUGUGAAGAAUCAUUACAAGAGAAGCCACUGUCCCAAGAUGUAUGUUUGCAAACGUUGCAGCAGGAAGCAAUUCUCGGUGUUGUCCGACCUGAGAACUCAUGAGAAGCACUGUGGGGAUCUCAAAUGGCAGUGCUCUUGUGGCACCACAUUUUCCAGGAAAGAUAAGCUCAUGGGACAUGUUGCUUUGUUCGUGGGACAUACUCCGGCUAUUAGUUCUUUGGCAAAGAUGGGGAAAGCUGAUCAGAAUGCUGCACAAAUGCAACUAGAUGAUAGGUAA